CCCGUUGCCCCCCCAGCCGUGCCGGCGCUGCCGUGCGCCGCCGUGUCACCGCGCGACUGCCACGACGUGCACGCGGGGGGGGCGCAGAGCGACGGCGUCUACCUGGUGUAUCCCAUGGGGCCCGGCCUCCCGGUGCCCGUCUACUGCGACAUGAGCACGGACGGACACGUCUGGACGGUGUUCCAGAAGCGUUUCAACGGCUCCGUCAGUUUCUUCCGGGGUUGGAACGAUUAUCGCUACGGCUUCGGGCGCGCCGACGGCGAGUAUUGGCUGGGUGAGGUCACGUGACACCCCUGGGAGCCCACCCGCACCCAUCGGCACCCAUGGGCACCCAUAGAACCCAUCGGCACCCAUUGGAUCCCAUUGGAUCCCAUAGAACCCAUGGGAAUCCAUCAGCACCCAUUGGAUUCCAUUGGAUCCCAUUGGCACCCAUAGAACCCAUGGGCACCCAUGGGAACCCAUCGGCACCCAUUGGAUCCCAUUGGCACCCAUAGAACCCAUUGGAUCCCAUUGGCACCCAUCGGCACCCAUAGAA
Molecule: messenger RNA, 535 nt
Organism: Phasianus colchicus (ring-necked pheasant)
Lineage: Eukaryota; Metazoa; Chordata; Aves; Galliformes; Phasianidae
Source: RefSeq, a predicted model, not a curated record